Messenger RNA from Otolemur garnettii (small-eared galago), 1383 nucleotides. RefSeq names its product GDNF family receptor alpha 3 (gene GFRA3). The transcript has 8 exons. Gene Ontology annotation, molecular function: signaling receptor activity. Gene Ontology annotation, cellular component: external side of plasma membrane; signaling receptor complex. Gene Ontology annotation, biological process: nervous system development. Lineage: Eukaryota; Metazoa; Chordata; Mammalia; Primates; Galagidae. The coding region runs from base 34 to 1239 and encodes 401 amino acids. The record is from RefSeq and is a predicted model, not a curated record.
GGGGAGCGUGGCACGCGGCGUCCACACCUCGCCAUGGAGCGCCCACAGAGCCCUCGAUCGCCGCGGCCCGCGGUCCCGCUGCUGCUGCUGGUGCUGCUGCUGCCGCUGCCGCUGCCGCUCAGAGCCGGAGAACCCCUUCCCACAGAGAGCCGGCUCACGAACAGCUGUAUCCAGGCCAGGAGGAAGUGCCAGGCUGACCCUACAUGCAACGCGGCCUACCAACACCUGGAUUCCUGCACCUCUAGUAUAAGCACCCCAUUGCCCUCAGAGGAGCCUUCAGUCCCUGCAGACUGCCUAGAGGCAGCACAGCAACUCAGGAACAGCUCUCUGAAAGGGUGCACAUGCCACCGUCGCAUGAAGAACCAAGCUACCUGCCUGAAUAUCUAUUGGACUGUUCACCGUGCCCGCAGCCUUGGUGACUAUGAGCUGGACAUCUCCCCCUAUGAAGACACAGUGACCAGCAAACCUUGGAAAAUCAAUCUCAACAAACUGAACAUGCUCAAACCAGACUCGGAUCUCUGCCUCAAGUUCACUACUCUGUGUACUCUUAAUGAAAAGUGUGAGCGGCUGCGCAAAGCCUAUGGGGAGGCGUGCUCUGGGGCCCGCUGCCAGCGCCAAGCCUGCCUUAGGCAGCUGCUCGCCUUCUUCGAGAAGGCGGCAGAGCCCCACGCGCAAGGAAUGCUGUUGUGCCCAUGCGCGCCCACUGACCGUGGUUGCGGGGAGCGCCGGAAAAACACCAUCGCCCCCAGCUGCGCACUGCCGUCUGUAGCCACCAGCUGCCUGGACCUGCGGAACCUCUGCCUUUCCGACCCGCUGUGCAGGUCACGCCUUGUGGAUUUCCAGACCCAUUGCCAUCCCAUGGACAUCCUAGGGACUUGUGCUACAGAGCAGUCCAGAUGUCUACGAGCAUACCUGGGGCUGAUUGGAACUGUCAUGACCCCCAACUUUGUCAGCAACGUCAACACCAGUGUUGCCUUAAGCUGCACCUGUCGAGGCAGUGGCAAUCUGCAGGAAGAAUGUGAACAGCUAGAAGGGUUCUUCUCCCGAAACCCCUGCCUCAUGGAGGCCAUUGCAGCCAAGAUGCGGUUUCACAGCCAACUCUUCUCCCAGGACUGGGCAGACUCUACCUUUGCUGUGAUGGAACACCAGAAUAAAAAUCCUGCUCUGAGGCCACUACCCUGGGUGCCUUCUCUUUUCUCCUGCAUACUUACCUUGAUUCUGCUCCUGAGCUUCUGGUAGACGGACUACCCUGGGGGCCCUAUGCCCCUCCACCACACCCAGCCAGACUUGCCACCUGUGAGUGCUGGGGAUAGGACAGCAUCAGAAAGGACAUGUGGGGCAUAAAUGUGGCAACCCUGACCCCACCCAGCAUGUCCAUCCAGU